UACUUCAAGUUGUGUAAGGAGGUCUGUUCCACGUUUGUGAUAUAGUUAAUCGUCAUCCCUGUUGCAGAUUCGUAUCAGUCCUCGCUGUUCACCGGUAACAGCUGCGCUUCUGUCUCCCGAGACUGGACUUCGUACUCCUUUGAAAACGAUUUGCAUUUGUUAGUUGUUUGUGUUUUUGUUAAAAGCCUGUUUGUUCGUCGAGGCAGCAGUUAACCCUACGAGUGCCUAAGAUGACCAGUUAACUUUAUCCAGAGAGUAAAGAAAUGGAAUUUCAUGAAAAAGUGGCUGACACAUUCCUGUACUGGGACAAUGGAGCAAGGAGAGGAGCAGGGCAACUCGACCUCCACCAAUGGUAGCACUCCGUCAGGGGGUAACUCCCGCCCCCCUCAGAUAGCUCAAAUGUCUUUGUAUGAAAGACAAGCUGUACAGGCCCUUCAGGCUCUACAGAGACAGCCCAAUGCAGCGCAGUACUUCCAGCAGCUCAUGCUGCAGCAGCAGAUCAACAGUGCACAGCUGCACAACCUCGCUGCCGUGCAACAGGCCACUCUUGUUGCCAGUCGCCAAUCCAGUUCCCCUAGCAACAGCGUCUCUGCAGCUACUAGCGCGACACAGUGCACGGUGAAUUUAAGCACCACCUCUGGUGGUGGCACUAUGACAAAUCCCCGCCCAAUGGGCCCUGUCACAUCGGCAACAUCGUCAGCUCUUAGCCAAUCAGUGUUGCUGGGCGGGAACUCAGCCGGGCAAGGGCAGAUGUACUUGAGGGUUAACCGCUCUCUGAGGGCUCCUCUCACCCCUCAGCUCAUCUUCAUGCCUGGUGGCACAGCAACAGCUGCUGUGGCAACUGUUACCCAGCAACAACCCCAGCAGCAACAACAACCACAACAGCACCAACAAGAAGUCCCUCCCUCCUCUUCAACUAACCAAUCAGAUAAUGACCAGGUGCAGAACCUGGCCAUGCGCUGUGUGUCCACACCCCGUGUGGCUGCUGUUAAGACGGAGUUCCCCGACAGGAAGGACACAGGGUCAUAUGCGCUCCCCCCUCAACAGCAGCCGUUUGCUUCAUCAGCACCGCCUCUGCCGAGCCCCAAACUCUCCACCUACGCCUCCCCCAGCCCCUCGCCACUCACCUCCAUCAACGUUAAGGCUCCCAACCAGCCAGCAGGGAGCGCCACGGCAUCCGCCACACCACCCUCCUCUUCCUCCUCCUCCUCCUCUCUCCCCCUCUCUCAGCUCCUUCUCUCUCCAUCUAAUCUGUGCCAGGCGAGAGGCGUGGCCACGUCCUCCGCCACUGUGACACACAUCCUGGUCCCGACGUCAAGCGUUCCCACAUCCUCCCAGGGCUACCCCGUGGCGUCGGUGGCGCCCAAAUCCAACAUGGCGGCACAGACGCUGGUGGUGCAGCCACUGCAGCAGUCCGGAGGACACCUGGGGGCGGAGAAAGCGUCACAUGGGGCGGGGCCUGUGCCCAUCCAGCCUAAGACGGUCCAGAGCCACCGGCUGCCCACACAGAUGUCGCCACGGCAACCUCCCCCCAUCCUCCCAGCCCCAGUCAGUGGGGGCCAGGUCACCGGGGCACAUCACCCACCCCAUGUCCCAGUACAGCUAGUGGGAGCCAGGCAGGGGACCCUGGGAAACCCCCAGGCAUUAGCUGUGGCCCAGGCCCGGAACUGCUGCUCCCACCAGGAUGGUGCAGCUGUCAACAACUCUGCCGGAGGUGUAGUUUCCAUGGUGACGGCCAUGGAAACAGGUGGUGCAGGGAUGUGCCUUAAAACAGCCCAAAGUGCCCUGCCUGUGUCUCAGAUGCAGACCAAUCAGAGCACAGCACUGAGUCAGAAUGACUCUCCCUUAGCCAGCCACUCCACGGAGGGGCAGGAAAGCAGCACUCCAGCUACCCCUGCUGGAGAGCAUAUGUUGGAGCAGCCUGGUCCAGCCCAGACAAAGCCAGUGGUUGGUUCCUUGAAGAGAAAAUCUGAAUCAGAUGUGACCAAUGAGAUGACUGCCGAACCUUCUGCCCAUUGCUGUCCAUCAAUACCAGACUCCGCCCCUCCCCUCUCACCAGCACCUUCUUUGGACACUGCUCCAGAGGUUGCAUUCUCCACUCCACCGACUCUCUCUCUGCCUAUGCCGUUGCCCCGGGGUGGGGCACAGGGUGACCGAGCCCCUGUACCACAGGCUGUGGUCAAACCACAGGUGCUGACUCACCUUAUUGAAGGUUUCGUUAUCCAGGAGGGAGCAGAGCCUUUCCCUGUGACUGGUCCAGUAAAAGAGCGGGCAGAGGGCGUUCCUGUUGCUGUACCACUUGCCAUGCAGUCUGAGAACAGUGCUCCCGCUGUGCUGAAGUGUGAAUUCUGUGAGAGCUUCGCCCCAGCCAGCCAGUUCCGUGGUUCCAAACGUUUCUGCUCCAAGACCUGCGCUAAGAGGUACAACGUGAGCUGCAGCCAUCACUUCCGUACGAGCCGGGGCCGCAGUGGCGGAGAGCAGCAGCCAGGGGGCACUCUAGCACAGGAUGUGAUUGCCAGGCGUAGAGGUCCUCGCAGGAGUAGCUCAGAGAUUGCCUGUGCUAAAAUUGCAGGCAGACAUCUUCCAGUAAAGUGUCGCUCUGAGUCCAGUCGUUCAGAAGACAUUUCCAGCUGUGAGGAAGAGGAAGAAGACUCCCUCUCUCCAAGCUCUUCAUCCUCAUGUCCUCGCCCCGCCCACUGUGGCCCACAGCGGGAUGAUGCAGCCCCAGGCACCCUUCUGUUGGAUGGGGAGCACUUCCUCCCAGCUAGUCCCGCCCACUGGAGUGUGGAGGAAGUGUGUCGGUUCAUUUCAUCCCUGCAGGGUUGCGAGGACCUAGCAGGUCAGUUCCUCUCCCAGGAAAUUGAUGGACAGGCACUGCUGUUGCUCAAGGAAGAACAUCUCAUGACCACCAUGAACAUCAAGCUGGGUCCUGCCCUCAAGAUCUGCGCCUACAUCAACAACCUCAGAGACUGAAUGGGACUGAGAGAGAGGGGCAUGCCAGGAGGGGUGGAGUAGGGUGGAGCUGUGAGUCCAGGCGUGGACAUCUUCUUCUUCUUCUUUUUUCUUUUUUCUUUUUCUUUUUUUUUUUACCAACAUAACAGACAUGAUUGAGCGAGAAGAAAACAUCAGUCCUUUGGGUCAGGGAGUCAGGAGGGAGAGGGGAGGGACCAGGAAGAUGACACAAUUGCCUUCAGGGACUCAACACAGCAAUGGACUACAAAGACUUCCUGUGUCUGGUUUUAGUCUUGUACCACAUGGCCCUCUGGUCGUAGUUCCGAGGUUUAAUGUUGGGAGGAGGGCAGGCUGCUUGUGACCCUUCUGGACACUGACUGUGCUAAUGUGUGUUUUGGCUUACCACGUGUGCUGAGACACUGAUGUACCAGCGUGUGACAGAAGAGAAGAGAACCAGGGAACCAGGCGUGCACGCGUGUCCGUCAACCACGUCAGAGUUAUUACUGUGUGAGUGGCAAGGCGGGCAGAAGAUGGUAUUACCCGUAUAGUGUAGCUAACCAGUAGAAUCAACCAUGACUGCGUUGCCUUAUUCAGUACUGUAGUGCUUUGUGUAGUGUUACGGGCGCGGAGGUCUGUCUCCAUAAUGACUGCGGUUUCCAUUCACCGCUCACAGCCUGCAGUCAGGUGUACAACAUGGCCAGACUGUUACUCCUGUUGCUGUUGGAGGUGUUUUUCCCAUUUCCAGGUGCUUCUAAAGCCUUGUUUAUGAAGUCAGUAACAAGGUGGGUGGAUGUGCAGCCAAUGUGGGUGGAGCUUAUGACCACGCCUCUCUAGCCAGUAUUAACGAGUAGUUGUUUCGUUUUUGUUUGUUUAAGUGCAUACAGAAAAAUACAGGCACGUGUCAGAUACCCAAUCAUAGAUUUUUUUUUUUUCUACAGUAGCUGAUUGUAGGAGCUUUUUUUUAAAAUUUGUAUUAAGAAAAAAAAUAUUAUUUUCAUUUUUUUGUAGGGCAAUGUUAAACUUCGAUUAGGUAGAUAUCAGUAGGUAGACCUGUGAUGACCUUUGUAGCACCUGGGUGUGAAGGAACAUGCAGGAGGGAGGAAUCUGUUCUGAGGUGGCCACACCCACCACUGUGACCUGUUUCUUUGUGUUCAGAAAUAUGAAUAAAACAGGUGCUCCAGUCAU
Messenger RNA from Electrophorus electricus (electric eel), 4137 nucleotides. The record is from RefSeq and is a predicted model, not a curated record. NCBI's taxonomy places the organism in Eukaryota, Metazoa, Chordata, Actinopteri, Gymnotiformes, Gymnotidae.